AUGACUGUAAAAAAUUCUAUUCUUGCUUCUUCCAAAUGGAAUCAUGGUAUCAAUAUUGGCAAAAAACCAGAGGAGCUGAAAAUUGAAAUGAAAAAUAAAUUUAAGGCCAGAAGAUUGAAUUAUAUUCUUCAGCCUAUUCAGCCAGGCAUUGAUAGCUAUCAUAAAUUACUGCAUGAAUUACUUUGCAAAACUGAAAUAAACGAAACUAUUGUUGACAUCUAUAUUGAGGAAGAAAAAUUUGAUUAAGGAGUAUAAAGCUCAGUAUUCAGGAUAGUCGAAGGCAGAGAUGAUAAAAAGAAAAGAAAAUUAGUUGGAAAAAUCCCUAUUGAAGCAGGAGUAGUUUCAAGAGAGUAUGCAAGAAUCAAGACCAGAUAACUUUUGAUCAGUAGCAUUAUUUCAAGACUUUAUAGACAGAAGCUCAUCUCACAUGAAAGACUCUUGAAUGAGGCAAUCCAUCUGCAGUACCCACUUCCUAUAAUCUAUGAACUGAUGGAAAAUCAGAACUUUAAAGGCCAUAAUUACAUUUUUGCUGAGCCAUCUCUGGAAAAAAAUGAUUCAACUUGGCAAAAAUAUGGCAAUAAUCUUUUCAAUAUCUCAUCCUAAAACAAGUGA
Messenger RNA from Stylonychia lemnae, 612 nucleotides. NCBI's taxonomy places the organism in Eukaryota, Ciliophora, Spirotrichea, Sporadotrichida, Oxytrichidae. The record is from the annotation of a GenBank genome assembly.